GCAAAGACAUGAAGGCAAGCGAAAUACUUAAAAAGGAAAUAACCUACAAGUGGGCGGAAGAGAUUGUAAAGGAAAUAGAAGACGAAACAAUACUAAUACUAAAAUAUGACAUCGUACUAAACAUAUGGAUUGACGAAAUAAACAAGCUAAUACCAAGCAUAAGAAUUAAAAAUGCAUGCAGCAGAAUGACCUGCCCCAAGACAUGCCCGGUGUGUGUGGGUAUAAUUAACCUGAUAAAAACACCAAGUAUUCCCCUAUGUAUAAGCUGUAAGUCUAUAAAACUGCUAUAUGUAAAGGUGAAAGAGAUCAGAUGCCACCCAAUAAAGAGCCUAACCAUAGAUAGAAGCGUAAUGUGUUUUAUCAGGGAGCUAGAAGAUGUAAAUAUAAUAGACGCAAACAAUACAACAGUAUUUUUGUCUCCUAAAAUAUACGAAUUCAUUGAGAAAAUAGACAAAGAGUAUAAAAACCCAGUACUUAUUGUAAGAAUGCUAAAAUACCUGGAGUAUGAAAAGUCUGAAAGAAAAGACAAUAACAUGGAUGAAGUCAUUCACGGACUAACGGCCAGUUUUUUAGUCGAUCCAAACUACAUCGAAACAACAAGAAUGAAUCUAUACCGGCAAAAUAACAUUGAGAAGAAAAAAGGCAUGUGAUAACAGCGCAGUUAUUUUCUGUAUCAAUAAGACUUGUAAUUCUAUUUUGCCGGUCUAUACGCAUGGAAUAUAUUGCAAUAAUAAUAAAACUCUCCU
Molecule: messenger RNA, 746 nt
Organism: Nematocida parisii ERTm1
Lineage: Eukaryota; Fungi; Microsporidia
Exons: 1
Coding region: 9-650 (213 amino acids)
Source: RefSeq, a predicted model, not a curated record